Arachis stenosperma is the source of this 1609-nucleotide messenger RNA. Its product is annotated as citrate-binding protein-like. Lineage: Eukaryota; Viridiplantae; Streptophyta; Magnoliopsida; Fabales; Fabaceae. Bases 93 to 734 code for a protein of 213 amino acids. The record is from RefSeq and is a predicted model, not a curated record. The transcript has 2 exons.
CAUACAUUAUAUAUAUAUAGCCUCAGGCAUCAACCAUUGAAUUCCAAACCUUGCAAUAAACAUUUUGGAAAUACAACCUCCAACCUGCAGCAAUGGUGCUGCUACCCAUCUUGCAUGUAACCCUCUUGCAAUUAACACUGGCCUCAUUUUCAGCAGCCAUUGAUCCAACACAAGGGUUCACCCAACUCCCAAUAAGCAACUCAAAUUUCCAGGUCCAAAAGCCUUACGAUGUUCCACAAAACCAGCGUUACACCUUCAUAGAUGGGGUUCAUAAAUUCUGGGUGUACUCCACCGACAAGCCUUUCGAACCAUCCAGCACCACCCUGCCACGAACCGAGAUUCGCAUUACGGGAUAUGAUUAUACAUCCGGUGUGUGGCAAUUUGAAGGGGACUUUUACGUGCCGAGUGGAACAAGCGGUGUGAGCAUCAUGCAAGUGUUCGGUGGAAGCUCCUCUGCCACAACGUUGCAGCUUAGGGUGUAUGAUGGUUCUCUUAAGGCUUAUAGGGAUCCUGUUGUGCAGAACAACAUCUAUGAUAGAUGGUUCAGGCUGAAUGUGAUUCAUGAUGUUGGUGCCAACAACGUCAAGGUUUACAUUGAUGGGAAUCUCAAUUUUGAUGGUGAUGGUCGUGGACCCGGUACUUUCUACUUCAAGUUUGGGGUUUAUACUCAGAAUGAUCCUUCCAACUAUAUGGAAUCUCGUUGGAGGGAUAUUAAACUCUUUAGAAAGCAGUAAUAGUACUUGCUUUUAAUUUGGUGUUUACAUUGAAUAAGAAACAAGAACUACUUGUUAUAUAUAUGUUACCCGCUUUGACUAAUAAAUAAUAUAUUAUAUUAUGUAAGUUCCGUUGCUCUUAUACAUAGAAACACGAUGAUUGAUGAUUGAGCAUUGUUGGUAGCUAAGUCCUAAGUGAAAUUUGAACAUCAGGGGAAGGGGAAGGGGAAGGGGCGAAGGCAGGAGAAGAAGCAGAAGCAUCACAGUAGCCACGUAAAUAAUGGGCUUCCUGAAGAGUGAUGCCCAAGGAAGUGAGCAACGCAGGCCAGCAAUUAUGCGUGAUGAGGGUGAUUGCAGAGCAACAUUUGUAGCUAAUAUGAGUGACGCCGCCAUUGCUGAAGUAAAGGAGGAUUUCAUUCGAACAAGAUCUCAGCUCCACCAACGACCUCAAGCAAUCCGCCUGCUCCACUCCUCCUCCGUCCUUUGAUGCCGUUCCGUACACGACAAGACUCAAUACCAUCAACAAAAUUCCCUCUUUCAGACCCAUAUAUGCUGCAAAAUUCGGAUUCACGUUUUUUCCUUUCUUGAGUGCACAUGCAAGAUGGCUUCUCUCAGCAUCUACUUAUAUAACUAUAGUCAACCCUUCGCAUGGAUUGUAACUCCCAACUUUCAGGCUUCAGGGGAAUACAGAAAAGAUCCACUAUGCACAUUACAUAAAUACAUAAUCAAUUGCCUUUAAUUUUCCACUAAUAUGCCACUAUGCCACCUUUCAAUCUUCCAUCCAAUUUAGAAUCAAAUAAAGAUAUUAAAAAUAAAAUCAGCCAAUAUCUAAGGCCAGGUUUCGGUCAAGACAAAUUCAGUUUCAUCAUGUCCAUAAAUAUUGAUGAUACCAUUCC